UAGGUAUCAUAGGUAGUAUCAGCAAUUUUGAUUUUUAAUAUGAAGUUGAUUCAACUAAAAAUUGUAAAAUAAAACUUAUUACAGUUUUAUUCAUUCCGUUUAUAGUAGAAAACUGUAUCAGGAAUACAACUUCUAUCUACUUGGACUUGAAAUGAUUGAAAUCGGUGCUAAAUUGAUCGGUGGUCCGGUAUAUUUACCAGGAGAUAGUAUCGGAUGCUGUGUUACUUUCACCAACAGAUCUCCUUUUAUUCCAGGAUCAAGACUGCCUAAUGAUCUCAGAAACAUUGAAACGCUGGCACUGUCGAGUGCUCAAAUCCAUUGCUCUUGUAAAACUAUCGGAAACAUGAUCAAAGGUCGAGAUGCUGAAGGAUCAAAUCUGGUUUCACAUUCAAUCAACAGUGAUACAUCAUUCUACCCAUGCAAGGAAGACAGCGGUCUUACAGUUUUUAAAACUGAGCCGAAGAUACUAUUUUGCGACAUGAAAUUAAAUCCUGGUGAAAGCAGAUCCUUUCUGUAUACAGAAACAUUACCGAAUGAAAUUCCACCAUCGUAUCGCGGGAAAUUGGUAAAAUAUUCGUAUAAAAUCACAAUCGGUACCCAGCGAAUCAACAGUGCCAUGAAAGAAUUAACUAUACCGCUCCGAAUCUUAGUUAUCGAUGGUUUCCCUGAAGUCAAUGUUUGCGAAGAUAGUAUUGAUUUGUCACCUAGUAAUCCAUUUUUGGAUAUCUGUGAAAAAGAUAAGGAACUAGAGCCAACGUUACAAGUAUUACAAAAUAUUACAGCACGACGAAGCACUAGUUUUUAUAAUAUUACCAACGGUAAAGGUAAAGUGGCAACUUUUUGCCUGUUCAAAAGUACAUAUAAACUGGGCGAAGAUAUCGUCGGCACUUUUGAUUUUUCUUCAAGCACAGUACGUUGUGUACAGUUCAUAGUCAGUCUACAAUGCGAAGAAAUUAUUAGUGAAAAAUAUCGAAACGCGAAUAAAUACGACAAAGCAGUGACCACCUUCAAUAAUUGCACGGAAUUUUGUUUGAAUAUGAAACAGUGUUUUCUGAAUUUGCCUAUUCCGUUACACGUGACUCCAGUGUUCAAUACAAAUCUUGUGUCGUUGAAAUGGAAGUUGCAUUUCGAAUUCGUUACUUGCGCUAAAGGCAUCGAAGAAAUCAAUCCAUUGGACAACGUACGGCUGGCUCCAAAAUGUGUCAAUAUUGAAACCAUGAAAUGGAAUUUACCAGUUCAAAUUUAUCCUACUGCGACUAUUUCCGACCUUCAUUCGCAAACGAAAUCCUGCUUGAUGAUAUAGUUUCAUUUCUCCUCAUAUGAGCAUGUUUAUGAAGCUUUUUACGUAUCUACCGUUAGGAAAUCAGCUGACUAAUCAUUCCUGUCUAAAAAAGUUGGAAAAUAUUUUCUAGUUGUAUGAGUCUGAAAUUUCGUUUUCUGUCGCCCAAAUCAAUUUACCCGUCAUUUGAAAAAUUUUGUUUUAUUUUUAGAAUUAAUCAUCUGUUGAUUUUGUAAAUUAAUUACCUAUGUCUAAUAAUGUGAGAAUUUCGUGUAAAGUUUUGUAUAUUAUGGUCCAAUGUUUUUUCUAUUUUCAUUUUGUUGAAUACCUACAUAAUCAUGUUAUAUGUUGAACUUUGAAAUAAAAA
Messenger RNA from Planococcus citri (citrus mealybug), 1646 nucleotides. RefSeq names its product RAB6A-GEF complex partner protein 2. NCBI's taxonomy places the organism in Eukaryota, Metazoa, Arthropoda, Insecta, Hemiptera, Pseudococcidae. The record is from RefSeq and is a predicted model, not a curated record. Gene Ontology annotation, biological process: retrograde transport, endosome to Golgi. Gene Ontology annotation, cellular component: Ric1-Rgp1 guanyl-nucleotide exchange factor complex; Golgi membrane. The transcript is spliced from 8 exons. Bases 152 to 1303 code for a protein of 383 amino acids.